GCUGGCUCCAGUUUGGGGUGUGGAGGGGUGGGUGCACUGCCUGCUGGCUGCAGCCCCCCUCCCCAGCACUGCCAGGCACCCAGGAAGCCCCUGCCCCGUGCUCUCCCCAGGUCUGACCUGCGCCAGAUUUUGGCGACCAAGAGUGUGGAGAACAUCCAGUUCCUGCCCUUCCUCACCACUGAUGCCAACAACCUGAGCUGGCUGGGCUACGGCUGCCUGAAGGGGGACGGGACGCUGAUCACCGUCAAYGCCAUCGGGGCAGCGCUGCAAACCCUCUACAUCCUGGUGUAUCUCUACUACAGCCCCGUCAAGCGCCCCAUGCUGCUGCAGGUCCUGCUGCUCCUGGCCGUGGUGGUCACGGGUUGCGGCUACUUCGCCAUCCUGGUGGACAAGGGGACGCGCCUGACGCACCUGGGGCUCUUCUGCAGCGUCUUCACCAUCACCAUGUACCUCUCACCGCUGGCUGACCUGGCCAAGGUCAUCCGGAGCAAGUCGACGCGGUGCCUGUCCUUYCCCCUGACCGUCACCACCUUCGUGGCCUCCAGCAGCUGGACWCUGUAUGGCCUGCAGCUCCAUGACCCCUACAUCACGGUCCCCAAUGUGCCGGGGAUUGUCACCAGCCUCGUGCGGUUCUGGCUYUUCCAGCGGUACCGGCCAGGGCAGGACAAGCCCUACAGCCCCCUGCCCGCCUGAGGGGUCCCCUGUGGAGCCCCCCAACUCUGGCCUGGGCUGGCCCCACUGCCGAGCCCUGGAUGCUGUCCCCGCUGUCCCUUUGGCCACUCGCAUGGGCCACCAGGAGGGACCUCCUGCCUCCAGCCCCGAAUCUGCAGAGCUCUCAGUGAUGCCUUCAGGGUGCCACGAGCCCCUCAAAUCCCAGGGUGGGAGGAUGGUUCUCCAUGCCCACAGCCCUGGCUGGCACCGGGAUGGAGCUUUCAGGGGUCCAGGCGUCUCUUUUGUAUGGAUUCAAGUGCCUUUUAAUAAAUCWGAGACUUCCCAGA
Molecule: messenger RNA, 998 nt
Organism: Malurus melanocephalus (red-backed fairy wren)
Lineage: Eukaryota; Metazoa; Chordata; Aves; Passeriformes; Maluridae
Gene: SLC50A1
Product: solute carrier family 50 member 1
Exons: 5
Biological process (GO): carbohydrate transport
Cellular component (GO): membrane
Molecular function (GO): sugar transmembrane transporter activity
Source: RefSeq, a predicted model, not a curated record